Aspergillus chevalieri is the source of this 1077-nucleotide messenger RNA. RefSeq names its product NAD(P)-dependent alcohol dehydrogenase. The record is from RefSeq and is a predicted model, not a curated record. Gene Ontology annotation, biological process: D-sorbitol catabolic process. Bases 1 to 1077 code for a protein of 358 amino acids. NCBI's taxonomy places the organism in Eukaryota, Fungi, Ascomycota, Eurotiomycetes, Eurotiales, Aspergillaceae. Gene Ontology annotation, molecular function: L-iditol 2-dehydrogenase (NAD+) activity; zinc ion binding. The transcript is spliced from 4 exons.
AUGGAGAACGCUUCCUUUGUACUCCGCGACAUUAAAGAUGUGGUGAUCGAGGAUCGCACCAAGCCGGAACUUAAGGAUCCUUAUGAUGUGAUGGUGCACGUCGCCCAAACGGGUAUCUGUGGAAGUGAUGUUCACUACCGUAUCGGCGACUACGUUCUCACCGGGCCAAUGGUCCUUGGCCACGAAUCUUCCGGCGUUGUCGUUGAAACCGGUAGCAAGGUCAAAGACCUCAAGGCUGGCGACCGUGUAGCUCUUGAACCUGGCAUACCGUGCCGUCGCUGCAAAUACUGCCGCAAGGGCUCUUACCACCUUUGCGGUGACAUGAUCUUCGCUGCCACCCCCCCCCCCCCCUGGGAUGGCACCUUAGCCAAGUACUACGUGAACGCGGCCGAUUUCUGUUACAAGGUUCCUGACUCAAUGGACCUCGAGGAAGCAGCCAUGGUGGAGCCUGUUUCGGUGGCUGUGGCUAUCUCUAAAACGGCGGAUCUCCGUGCUCACCAGACGGUGCUAGUUUUCGGAUGCGGACCAAUUGGUGUCCUCUGCCAGGCUGUGGCAAAGGCGUGGGGAGCGAAGAAGGUUAUUGGUGUCGACGUCGUUGCGUCCAGGAUUGAGGUUGCCAAUUCAUAUGGUGCAGAUCAAACGUUUAUGCCUCCUAAGCCAGAACCGGGUACGGAGCCUAUGGUGCAUGCAAAGAAGGUGGCUACUAUGCUGAAGGAGCAAUGUGGCCUCGGCGAUGGUGCGGAUGUGGUUUUGGAAUGCUCUGGUGCUGAGCCAUGUGUCCAACUUGGUAUAUAUGCUGCCAAGCGAGGCGCCACGUUUGUGCAGGCUGGUAUGGGUAAGGAGAACAUCAGCUUUCCAAUUACUGCGGUUUGCACCCGGGGAUUGAUAAUCAAGGGUUCAAUCCGGUACUUGACUGGCUGUUAUCCGGCGGCCAUCGACCUGAUCUCGAGUGGUCAGAUUAACGUGAAGCCAUUGAUUACGAACCGGUUCAAGUUCGAGGAGUCGGAGCAUGCUUUUGAGCUGGUGAAAGCGGGGAGACAGGACGUUUUCAAGGUGAUGAUUGCUGGUGUGCAAUAA